Molecule: messenger RNA, 5150 nt
Organism: Acanthochromis polyacanthus (spiny chromis)
Lineage: Eukaryota; Metazoa; Chordata; Actinopteri; Pomacentridae
Exons: 8
Coding region: 438-3380 (980 amino acids)
Source: RefSeq, a predicted model, not a curated record
UUAUUUCGGCUUUGUUGAACAGUAAAUUUAGUAAUAUGCAUUUCCACGUGAUACGUCGAAGUUGUGAACGUGAAGUUGUGUUUUUGCGUCCUAAUAUAAAGUUUGCAAUUGUACUUUCAGAACUUACAGUAGACUGAUGUUUGAAAACGCUGCGGGGUCUGUGUGUAGCGGUGUUUGAGGGAGAUGCUGCUGGUGCUGAACCUCACGGACCUUGUCUUUCAUGCAUUUUAUUGCACAGAUGUUGUGAUGCCACCCAGCUGCCACCAGUACACGACAGACACAACCAGCAGACACUACGGCCCGACUUCUCCUUUCUGGUGUUAUCACAACAUAACACAGACAGCAGAAUAAGGGAUGUGCCGCCAUUUUUAAAGAGCCAGGAACGCCGUUAGACUCACAUUGUGGAGUAGCUAAAAGGUUUGAAACGGCAGCACAGGAUGCCACGUUCUAAAGAGACUCACGAACACAUGCGAAACCAAGUCAUUGACAUCUAUCAGUCUGGAAAGGGUUACAAAUUCAUCGCUAGAGCUCUGGGACUCCAGAGAACCACAGUUAGAUACAUUAUCCAGAAAUGGAAAAAACACGGAACAGUGGUGACCCUUCCCAGGAGUGGCCGACCGACCAACUUUGCCAUCAGAGCGCGUCAACAGCUCAUCCAGGAGGUGAUAACGGAUCCCAGACUAGCAUCAGAAGAACUGCAGGCCUCACUGGCCUCAGUUCAGGCCGAUCAAGAGUCUGCUGGGCCAACAGAUGACAUACAAGAAGAUCCAGAUGAUGAAAAGACUAACUCUAUCACCGUACCAGAUGUUGACCAGAAUGCGUCUCCUUCCUCAUCUGAUAUUGAAGAAGAUUCUACACUAAGUAGGGAUCAUGUGUCUGCUGGACCAACAGACGACAGAGGAGGAGAUCCAGGCCAUGAAAUGCUCGCUGUGAGAGAUUCCAACACUGCUCAUGAUGACGGCGAGGGUGAGAAUACAGAUUCUUCCUCAUCUGAAACUGAAGCCACAGAUGAAGAUCCUAUGGCUGAUUAUGAGUCUGCUGGGUUAACAGACGACAGAGGAGGCGAUCCAGAGUAUGACAUGUAUGGAGAAGAAAUUAGCCCUGUGUCAUCUGAUGACGAAACUGCAGAAGAAGAUCCAAUGGAGCAGCUUUUUGACUUCAAUGAGGAAAAGAAGAUUUAUGCUGGUUCUUCAGUAACAACAGGAGCUCUCCUGCUUCUGCUCGUGGUUUUCAUCCUGAAACACGGUCUGUCCAAAGCAGCAACCAAAGACCUGCUGGGCCUCCUGAACUUCAUGGUGCCUGGAUGUGUCCCGAAGUCGUGGCAGUUUUUUAAGAAACGUUUGACUGAUUCUAGUCCUAACACAGAGCUCCACUUUUACUGUCCAAGGUGUACGAGCUAUCUGGGUGUCGAUCCUGGUGAUGAGUGUUCAGUCUGUCAGAAGAGUCUGAGCAGAAAAGGUCUCCUCGAGAAGGCUUACUACUUCCUGGUAAUGCCGCUUGAAAUUCAGCUGAAAAACAUCCUCGCAAACAUCCAUGAGAAGCUGGGGAAACAUCUCACAAGAGAGGCUUCCAAUUCUGAUGUUAACACGGGAAACGAAUACAAGCGUGACAGGCAGGAUGCCGGUAUUACACUCAGCUUCAACUGCAAAGGCUCCCCGGUGUUCAACUCAUCCAAGUUUUCAGUUUGGCCCAUCCUGUGUACAAUCAACGAGCUUCCAUACAUGGACAGAUGUAAAAACGUUCUGCUGCACACGUUGUGGUUCGGCCGAGGCAAACCUCAGGUUCAGAGUUUUUUCACGCCGUUCAUUGAAGAAGUGCAGAAACUCUCCGAGGACGGUUUCUAUUGGAGAGACCAGGACGGCUUCGAACGUCACACCAGAGUGACCGCUCGAGUCUGUGUUUGUGACACUGUAGCGAGGGCGAUGCUGCAGAACUUCAAACCAUUCAACAGAGAGUUUGGAUGUGGUUUCUGCUACCACAAAGGUGAGAUGGUUCAGACUGGCAGCGGUCAUACCAGAAUUUAUCCCAUCCAAGUUGACGGGUGCGACCUGAGACACAUGGUUGAAACGGUGCAGAUUGCUGAGUUUGUCAUGGAAAUUGACGAUGACGAACAUCAGAUGGGUGUUAAAGGUCCAAGUCCACUGAUUCUGUUGCCUUUUUUUGACAUUAUCCAGGGGUUUAUACCAGAUUAUAUGCAUUGUGUCUGUCUCGGUGUCACCCGUCAGUUUGUCAAUCUUUGGUUUGACCCUCUUUACGCCAACAAGGACUUCCAUUUAACAGGUCGGCAUUUAACUAACCUGGACAAAGCAGUGCAUGAGAUCCAACCGCCAGAUGAAAUCGGACAAGGCCCCAGACGCCUCAGCGAGAGGAUGUACUGGAAAGCUUCCGAGUGGAGGGCAUUUGCUCUCCUCUACUCUCCCGUAAUUCUGAGGAAUGUCUUACCAGCGUUGUACUACAAACACUGGAUGCUUCUUGUUUGUGCCCUUCACACCCUCCUCUCUCAGUUUGCUGCUCAGGAUGAGCUGUAUUGUGCAGAGUUAUGUUUGGUUCAGUUCGUAGCAAAGAUCCCGUCUCUCUACGGACUCGAGCAUUGUUCCUACAACUGCCACCUGCUGACCCAUCUGUCUGAGAGUGUUCGGGACUGGGGUCUUCCUUGGGCCAAUUCAGCGUUUGUCUACGAAAGUAUGAAUGGCAGACUCUUGCAGAUGUUCUCCAGCGCAAAGUCUGUUUCAUCGCAGAUUUUCAAGAAUUUCUUUUCGUACGAGAAGGUUGUAAGAAAAGGUAGCGCUGUACUUGAGGAUGCGAGCACAGAAUUGAAAGACAUGUUUUGCUCCAUGACAAGUUGCGAUAUUGUUUCUAAGUCAUCAGAUUGCAUCGGAGAACAUUUAGUGGCUCUGGGAUGUGGCUCUUGUAGAUCCUUAAGCAAAGUAGAAGUUGCUGUAUUGCAGAAGAGCGACACACUCGCAUGGUGCCAUCAGCAUCGUGAAAGUGUAACUGAAUAUAAGCGUUGUGUUUACAAAAACAUGUUAGUCGCCUCUUCAGACGACACUGUUGCAGUAAAAAGGAACAAUUCUGUGAUCGAAACGACCAGCUGCUUUGCCCUGGUUGAGUCUUUGGUUGUUGUACGGAAACCCUGCAGCUGUGAAGGAGCUGCAAACUGCUACUGCAGAGAACUGAUCAUUUUCUACAAGCAGCUGCAGCCAGUCGCCAGACAGCCGGUUAUCAAUGACUCACAGAUCAAUGCAAACAUUGCAAAAUUCCUCGUAAAAGUGAAGCGCUCAAAUGAAUUGUUUGCAAUGACCUGUGUGGACAUUACUGCCAAAUGUAUCAUGAUUGAAAGUGAGGGUCAGUUAUACGUCAUGAAAAUGCCGGUGUUUUGAGACGAGCUAAAUGUCUCUGGCCUUAAUAUGUUUGCUUUUCGUUGGGAUGCCAUAGAAGGUCCACAUUCACACAGCAGGGUUGUGUGAUAUGACUGUAAAUUCUGUAAUUCUGUAAGAUACAACCUUCCUGUUACUGUAUCUUAGGCCAUUGUGGGCCUUUGUAGCACUUUUUAGGUUGUUAUAGAACUUUUGCAUUAAUACUUUCACUUGCCGUUUUGUUAUCAAUCCUCUGAACCCCAAAAGCCACAAGUGGGUUUAAACUGCAUUUUGUCUUUUAAAAAAAUGCAGAAGAUAAGCCAUUUAUCAACAGUCCGUGAAAGAAUAGUUUGUCGGCAGCUAGGAAAAUUCACCAAAUCUAAACAUGAAGUUAUAUUUCAUUAAAAACACUAUUCUGUUUGUCUCAUUUGGAGAUUUUCCCAAAAUAAAGCAUUUGCACUAGAUCCUGUUUAAAAAGAAAACUACAUUUCUGUGUUUCUUGGCUUUCCAAGAAGCUGUGAUUAACUGAACUACGACCUACAGUCACCUUACAAAAAGUCAGACUUUUAGGCUGAACUGCAGGCUGUGUUUACAUCGAGCAGACGGCACAACGAAAGAGUGGAAAAAAACAUGCUGGAUCAGUACAGUAAAUGCAGCAUGGCUCCAAAACAGGAGGAGGUUUUCAUCAGGUUGGAGGAAACGUUCAGCAUGGUGAAACAUCUUUCUAGAGUUGGCUUGCAGAGCAGUGUAAAAGUCUGAAUAGCAUGUGAGGCCUUUUUCCCAGUAACUCCUGAGGGUACUUGGAAAAAUGUACAUAUCGAUUAUAGUGUUCGAAAUUUUGUGUAAAGCAAGUAGCUAUAUUUUCAUGAUUUAUGGCAUUCUAAUUUUGUUUUACUGCACAGAAGACAUGUCUGAGCUCUCUCUAUGUAUAGCCAUUGUUGUGUUGUUUCCAUAGACGUGCAGGAGUUUAUAUUGCAGUGAAAAUGUGACGGGAGCAAAAAAAACAACACCCAGUUUGAAGUUCAGAGGGUUAAAGUUUCAUAAUUUAUGCAGCAUUACACAUUUUGGGGUUGUACAUGAACUGUAUGCCUGUAAAUACAGUAUUUUCUAAUGAAUGUAAAGUAAGCUCAGAAAUUCAGAGACCAUGAGAUGCUUCUAUUUUGAGUUUGAAUCUGUGAAAAAUGUCAAUGAAUGUCAAAAUAUCUUGUUUGCCCCCAUUUUGCUUCAACAUCUUCCUUAGUUCCUGAAUAGCCACAUUAUGAUGUGACCAUGUUACAGAGAUCUUCAGGUUGUAUCAGGAGUGAUGCUUCACAUGUCCCCAUAAAUGCUCAGUUGGGUUGAGGUCAGGAGACUGUGGAGGAAAGGCCUGGACAGUCAACACUCCUUUGAAGCGUUGAGGUGUGUUUGGGUUUGUUAUGCUGCUGCAGCAUGAAUCUUUUGACUUUUUGGUCUUGUUUAGGGGGAUCUUUGGCUGUUUUUGCCAAUUUUUUGUGCCUUUUGGUAUUCUAGUCCAAUGACAAAGCAAAAAGCUUAAUUAUUGUUGCGAUACACUCCAAAGAUGAAUAUACCAACACUGGCAGUAGUGGUAUAUUGCUAUGGUACUGACGAUGGUGUCUGAAUCUGAAGUUUAAAUUAUGGCCUUCACAUGACUGUUUUUCUUCAUCUGUCUGUGUAGUUUGCUGAAUAUCUUUGAAUGUGUAACCGACCCGGCACCUUGGAGCUUCUCAGCUUGUUGGUGUGCACCAUGAUGUUGUAUAUAUGUGGUUUAUAUUGUUAAAAAAAAAAAAAAAGAAA